Molecule: messenger RNA, 5985 nt
Organism: Mercenaria mercenaria
Lineage: Eukaryota; Metazoa; Mollusca; Bivalvia; Venerida; Veneridae
Exons: 8
Coding region: 182-2089 (635 amino acids)
Biological process (GO): base-excision repair, AP site formation
Cellular component (GO): nucleus
Molecular function (GO): mismatch base pair DNA N-glycosylase activity
Source: RefSeq, a predicted model, not a curated record
GGAAAAUUGUGUACUGGUAAAAAGGUUAUGCUGUGUUUGGUUAACCACUGAUAAUUUGUAGGAUUUAAGCAUUUGUUAAAAUGGAUAAUGCUUGUUUUGUUGGAUGUUUAAAACAGCAUAAAACCACCAGUCUGGUGGGCACAUUUUUAAGGGGGGCUUGACUGAUAACUUCUGUGACAAGAUGUUGGAACCAGCCCAGAUAAAACUGGAACCAGCUGAUAUAAAACAGGAACCAUUUCCAGAUAGCACAACAGGGAACUCUCCCAAGAAGAAAGCUGGACGGCCGAAGAAGUUGAAACAGGAGAAGAUAACUGAUCAUGUGACUGUAAAAAAGAAGAGAAAAGUGGACAGGUUUAAAGGCAUGCCGGAAGAAGAAGUGAUCACAAGACUGUUGCCAGAUCAUCUUGCUCCUAACCUUGACAUUGUCAUUGUUGGUAUAAACCCAGGACUUUAUGCAGCUUUUGUUGGACAUCACUAUGCAGGACCUGGAAAUCAUUUCUGGAAAUGUAUGUACCUGUCAGGUCUGAUACCAGAGCCUAUGACAGCCAUGCAAGAUUUCAAACUACUAGACUAUGGUAUAGGCUUUACAAACAUUGUAGCGAGAACAACUAGAGGUAGUGCAGAUCUCACAAGAAAAGAGAUCAAAGAAGGAGCCCAGAUUUUGACAGAGAAAUUACUCAAGUACAAGCCUAAAAUAGCUGUCUUCAAUGGGAAAGGUAUAUACGAAGUGUUUGUUGGUCAUAAGAACUUCCACUUUGGGAAACAGCCAGAUCUCUUGCCAGGCACAGAAACUGCUGUGUAUGUGAUGCCAUCAUCUAGUGCAAGAUGCAGUCAGUUACCAAGAGCAGUUGAUAAAGUACCAUUCUAUGAGGCUUUGAAAAAAUUUAGGGACCAUUUGAAAGGGAAUCUACCAGAUCUUAAAGAAUCUGAAAUAACAUUUGAAGAUGUGGUCCUAAAGACUGCUGUUAAGAAAGAAGUGAAACAGGAGGGUGAGGAUCAGUAUCCAGGGGAGAUGGGAACCAUGCUUCCAGGAACCCAGAUCCCAGGUAGUAUGGGAGAUAUGUCACUCACAGGGGACCAGCAGCUAGCUCAGUUUAUGUCUGGUUCCUACCAAGUUAUACCACAUAGUGUUCAAAGCUCUAGUUCUCAGGGAAUGAUAAACCAGUCUAGUCCAGUGUGCAUUUCUAAUGCUGGUACCAGUCCUGGGGUAUCUUCUACAUUACAAACUGUACAAGUGAAACAGGAACCAGUUGAUUCUGACUGUCCAUCAACAAGUUGCCAGGCAACAACCAGUCAGUCAGAAACUAUUUCCAUUGGCCAGUUGGAAGUUUACAACCAAUCACAAAGUACUUCACAAAGUGACAGUCAUUUAAAUAACUUUUUGAAUGGUUUGUAUGGUAUGGUUAACCAGGUUGCAGGUAGCAGCCAGGCUGAUUCCAGAUAUGGUGUUGUAAAUCAUGCACUGCCAGGUAUAACUACAAAUGGACCAGUCCAAUUCAAUGAUGCAUUACGUGACAUUGUUCGAGAAAGUACCACAGAUGAUAUUGAACCUUCUACAAGUUUAGAAGUUUUAGAGAAACCUUCUACUAGUCAGCAAUCUCAGGGAAAGACAGCAAAAUCCAGCAAACCAAGAAAAAGAAAAUCAAAAUCUAUUGAGGAAUCUCCUGCCAUGUCUCCACCGGCCACUUUUGUCCCGCCCCAUGAACAGCAUUAUAAUCAUCACUCUUCAUCGCCUCCAGGAAAUCAGCAGAAUUCAUUCCAGUCAUUUCAUCCGGUUCCCCCAUUCACAAGUCACAUGCCUCAUCCAAACAUGCCUGGACCGGGAUACAGCAAUGCCUACAUGUCUCAAAUGCAAGGGCAGUAUAAUCCACACAUGGCAUACAACUACAUGCAAUCUCAGCACAGCUUUACACAGAUGAUGAAUAGUGGAGAACACUUUAUGGGAAUGCCUUCCCAUGGAAAUACACAAAAUUUUCCACAGCAACAUAUCAGCAAUGGAUUUCAAGGCCAGUAUCCAAACAUUGAGGGGCAGCAGCCCAACGGGUUUAAUCCUAACAUGCCUAUUAAGCAAGAAAAAACAGACAAUUGAAUUUUGUCGUUUGUGUUUUGUCGGUAAAGUUUUGUUAGCAUACUCUUUUUCUUCUGUCUUAGUUUUUUAGUUGGAACAAUUCAGUAGUUUUGAUAUCUGUUUAUAAAGUUUCAUUUUGAUGAUAUUACUUUUUAUCAUAUUAUAAGACAUUAAAAAUAGCAUAUACAUAAGCAUUAUUAAUCAAACUAGAAACAUAAUUUUGUUUUUUCGACUUAGUGUAUGUCAUAAGUACGAAGAAACUUUUUAUACAAGGUAAGUCAGUUCAGAUCUAAGCCAUCCUUUUAUAUUAAGUAGCCUUGGAGUACAGUCACCGUUCAAGAUGCAUGUAUGUGGACUUGCCAUGAAUAUUUGUCUCCAGCUAUUAAUAUAUAGUCGCAGGCGACAUUCCAUUUUCGAUAAAUUUUAGCUAUUAUUAGACAAGUUUUGUUGAUGCAAAUUAUUGUGUAGAUAUCAUUUUAUGUAGUAACUUAUUGAACUUGGUAGUUGUGAGGACAUGUACAAUUCUGAGGGCUGUCUUGUUUGAAUAUAUGCAGUUAAUUGCCAGCUACAGCUUCGAAGGGUUUUACGUUGAAUCUGAAGAUCAAAGCUUAAUCAUUUAUACUGUGAAAUCAUUUAACCUUUACUGUGCUAAAUUUCUAAAAUGGACUGGUCUGUCAUUCAAUUUGGGCAGUUCCAUUUAAUUUUUGGAGGGAUGUUCACUGAAAAUAUACUGACAGAAUAGCAAACAAUGCAGACCAUGAUCUUGGUCUGCAGUGCUGGUAAAGGCAAAAUCACCCGCCACCAGCAGACUAAAGGUUCAUUUUAUAAGCAUUGAAUUUUUUGAAUUUCUAUUUGUAAUGGAUUUACAUAUGUGGAUUUCAACUUGUGAAAGUAAAAGGAACAUGAUUUUUUUAUGUUCAUUGAGAUUAAUUUUGCAGAUUGAUGCAGCCAAGAAAUCCACAAAAAGUAGUCCCCCACUAAUAAUAAUGAUUUCACAUCAUUCAUGUGGAACUAUUUUUCAUUGAAUUUGUUAGAGCUGAAACCACAAAAUGUUAUGCCAACAAAAUAAAAUUAUUUAACGUUUAGCCUGCAGUCUGAUCAUGGUCUGCAUUGUGCGCCAUUCCGACAGUAUCUUUUUUGGUAAGCACGCCUUGGUAACAAAUGGUAUUGCCCAAAUUGAAAGAUGGUUCAGUCCAUUAUAGAAAUUUAGCAGACUAAGGGUUAACAGUAUUCUGAUUAAAGAUUUAUCAUUGAUAGAUUGUAACAUAUUUCUUUAGGAACUUGUCUGAGCUGUACUAAACUGCAUUCAGUUCAAAUGUGUUAAUGAUGUUUUCAUGCAAUUCUAAUCUUAACUAAUUUUGUCUUGAAAGUCACAGUGUAUUUUGAAGGGACUAUAAUCAGUUGAUUUAUGACUUUUGUCAUGUUGCACUUUUAAAGGGACAUUUUAGGCGAAAAAUAAUAUUUCUCAAAAAAAAGUCCAUAUAAAGUGAGUACUCUAAAAGUGACUAGUGGUACAAACAUAUUGUAUUGACAUAAGAUGGUUGCAAGAUAUUUUUAUUAAUAUCCAAAAAUAUUGUGCAGAAGGCAGUAAACCGUUGCAAUACUUUUGAAAUGAUGCAGAAAAUUUAAAUUCUUGUAUUUUAAGCAAUAUUUAACUUUUAUUUUUACCCACUUUAUCAUUUUUCAGUAUCAUAUAUACAUUCUAUGUUAAACUUGGUAGAAAGUGAAAUGUUGGAAAAUUUCACCUAAACUUGGGGUGAGUAGAUUUAAAGUGCCAUGGCUUGAAUAGGGGUACAGUGGACACAUCUGUGGUUAUUUUGUCCUAGGGAGUUCAUACCAAAGCAUUAAAACUACAAGCAUAUUUUCCAAUAAGGUUGACCCUCUGUUAUUGAUAAGCAUUUGUAUAUAGGUGUAAAUGAGAGAGAAAGUCUGUUAAUGGGAGUUCUGCUUUCUGUAUUCAUUACAACAUAUCAAGGUUGUGACAAUUUUCAAAUGCUUUGUUUGGUAUAAUGAUGAUUUUCAAAUUUUUUACUGGUAGUUGUUUGGCAUUGUUAGAAUGCAAAGGAUAAUGAAAAUGUUAUUUAUAGACAGUAGUCAUUCCUUGUGUCUUGGUCAGUGUUUAAGAAUUGAUUGUUGUCAUAAAGUUACCACCUGGAGAUGAAAUAUUUUCGGCUGUUAAAAUGUGUAUGGAGGUCAAAGGCCUUCACGCAUACUUAAAACGGCGGAAAGUAUUUUUAUAUCAAGCUGGGAACUACAUACAUUGAGUAAAAUUAUUUUGAAGUUAUAGUUUAAUUUAAUUUAAAGAUUAAAAUGAUCAGUGUUGUAAUAUGGCUUUUGUAUGAUUUUUAGGUAAUUGUUUUAUAUACAUGUUUUUAGAUUUCAUUUAGUUAGUCUAUACAUUUUAUAUUAUCUAUAGCUUUGAUUUUGUAGAAGUUGUUAGUGGAUCAGUUGUUAAAGGUUCUUUGAUGUUAAAUGGCUUAGCACUCUUUAAAUGGCCAUGAAUUUGGAUGAAUUAUGGGAUCAUCGGCAAGCGUGUGGUGUCCACAGAAGUUGUCCACUCUCUUACUUCUGCAGUUCUUAUCCUAUGGUCGCAGCUUUUAUGGGCAUAGUAUCAUGGCCAAGUUCAAUAGCCAGCUAGUUCCUUCAAGUCGCUUUGGAGUUAUAGUCAAAAUUGUUAAUAUUGAAAGUGUCUGCUUAACAUCUUGAACAUUUCUCAUCCAGUAUUGACCAAACUUGGUCAGAAUGUUACUGGGUGUUCGAUAACCUCCUGGAUAGUGAGUUAUAGCCCUUUAAGGCCUCAAAUUUCUGAAAGUCGUACACUGAUAUAUAUGAAUAUUUUCAGAAUUUGUGUCUCUGUUAAAUCAAGGUCACGUUCAAUAACCAGCCAGAUUGCAUUAGUAUAUUCAGGAUUUGAAUAUGAUCCUUGAUAUCAAAAUAUUGAUAUUGGUAGUGUCCGGCUGUCUGCAUAAUAAUUUUUUCUUUGAUCUCAACCAUUCUUCUACAGACUGUGUUGCUCUAUAAAAUAUUCACAGAGUUAUGGCCCUAGAUUAGUCACAAUUGCGAAAGAUGAGUAAACUCGAAACUCAUUUGCAAUGAUUGGUGUAUUUGGUGAUAGUUUGGCACUCAGUUUUCAAUGAUGGGCUUAGAAUUUCAAAAGAUUGUCAGUAGUGUUGGACACUCCAUCAACAAGCUAAUGCUUUUGAGUAUCUGUCAAAGUAAGUGCCUACGGGUUGAAGUUUGAACAAAAAUGAUUGAUAACAAUUGGCUCAAAUAACAGUUUACAGCCUGCACGGUUAGUUAAGUAAAUAGGGCAGAAGUCUGAAUUAAGAGGUAGCAACUGCGAUCCUAGGGUAUGGGGUACGUUCUCCAUUAAAAUUUGACAGAAGAAAGUGUUUAUGGAGUGGUAAGCCUUACAUUUCUAAGUCUUGUGUACAAGUAAGUACUAGUUCAGACUCUAUAAUUAUUACUAAUAGGUUAACUGACCUAUGUUGUGUAACACUUAAAAUAUCAAACAAAGAAAUGAAAUAUUAUAGUUUGAGCCUUGAAAAUGUUAGUUUUAGUAGUUUUAGAGAUAAAUGUGCAUUGAUUACUGUAUGUUAAUACGGGUUCAUUCAGAGCAUUAAUUUGCUAUUGCAAGUUUUUAAUUUUAUUUAUUAACUAUAUAAUAUUACAACUUGAUUUAUUUUAAAUUGAGAUGGUGCUAAAACACUAUAACAAAUUUUUUUACUGCCAUAUCGUGCAUUUUAGUUUUGAAUGUUUUUGUUUAGACUGAAUGGAUUUUUAAUUGGUUUACAACUCCUGUACAUAAAUUUUCUUUUUUGUGAGAAUUGGUUUUGUUCAGAUAUUUUAGUUAUAUUGAAAAAAGUUUGAUAUGAUCUUACAUUUAAAUGAUAUUGGAAAUAUAUAUAUUAGCGAUU